Molecule: messenger RNA, 4146 nt
Organism: Dromiciops gliroides (monito del monte)
Lineage: Eukaryota; Metazoa; Chordata; Mammalia; Microbiotheria; Microbiotheriidae
Gene: ATG14
Product: autophagy related 14
Biological process (GO): autophagosome assembly; cellular response to starvation; mitophagy
Cellular component (GO): extrinsic component of phagophore assembly site membrane; extrinsic component of omegasome membrane; phosphatidylinositol 3-kinase complex, class III
Source: RefSeq, a predicted model, not a curated record
AUGGCGUCUCCCAGUGGGAAAGUCCGGGCGUUGGAGGCUCCCGGCUGUGGCUGCCGGCCCCUCCGGGACUUGGUGGAUUCGGUGGAGGACGCGGAGGGCUUGUACGUGGCGGUUGAGCGGUGUCCCCUGUGCAACACCACCCGCCGGCGGCUGACUUGCGCCAAGUGCGUCCAGACCGGCGACUUCGUUUUCUUCGACGGCCGGGACGGCGAAAGGUUUGUAGACAAGAAGGAGAGGUUAAGCCAUCUUAAAAGCAAACAGGAUGAAUUCCGAAAAGAUGUGCUUAAGGCCAUUAUGGAAGGAAAGUGGAUAACAGAUCAACUUAGAUGGAAAAUAAUGUCCUGUAAGUUGAGAAUUGAGCAGCUGAAACAAACAAUAUAUAAAGGAAAUGAAAGAAAUGACAAGAAAUUCCGAAGGCCUUAAAAAACUAAGGAUAAGAAUCAGAAGUUGUUAUUUCGAGCACAGAGGCACACGAAGAAGGAAAAACUCCAAAGGCACAACCGCAGGCUUGGAGAUCUGGUGGAAAAGAAGCAUGAUGACUUAAGAAGUCAAUAUGAACAUUUGGCAAACCUUCGACGCUCUCAUAUUCUAGAACUCACGUCUGUCAUUUUUCAUGAAGAAGUGAAAACUGGCAUAAGGGACCCUGCAGAUAUUGCUUCAGAGAGUGACACUGCCAUGACCUCCAGCACUGUGAGCAAGCUUGCCGAAGCCAGGAGGAACUAUCUCUCUGGGAGAUGGGUUUGUGAUGACCACAAUGGAGAUACAAGCAUUAGCAUUGCAGGGCAUGGAUUAUCUCUCCCUAACAAAGGAGACUAUUCUGCUUACUACAACUGGGUAGAAGAGAAAAAAAACAACACAGGGACUGACAUGGAACAUAAUAACCCUGCCUACACCAUCAGUGCUGCCCUGUGCUAUGCAACUCUUGUGAACAAUUUGUCUCAUAUACUUGAUGUAAAUCUUCCCAAAAAAUUAUGUAACAGUGAGUUUUGUGGAGAGAAUCUCAGCCGGCGGAAGUUUACUCGUGCAGUCAAGAAGUUGAGCAACAUUCUUUACCUCUGCUUUUCUCAGCACGUAAAUUUAGACCUAUUGCACCCACUACAUACACUCAGGAAUCUAAAGUACCUGGUCAGCCCAGACACUGAACACUUGGGCAGGUCUGGGCCCUUUGAAGUCAGUGCUGAUCUUGAAGGAUUCCAUGGAAUUCUUGGAUCUGCAGCUGCUGGAGAAACAGAUGAGAGUGGAGAUGAGCAUAUAAGUGAUGAAGAGACUGACCUAGGAACAGACUGGGAGAAUCUGCCGAGCCCCAGGUUUUGUUGAUAUUCCUUCCAGCCAGUCGAGGUGCUACAGAGUCAUAGCACGCAGGUGUCCCAGCCGGUGGCUAGCAGUAGUGCCGGGGGGAUGAUCUCCUCUGCUGCAGCCUCUGUGACAUCAUGGUUCAAGGCUUACACGGGACAUCGCUAGCCAGCAUCAGAGACAGUGAUAUAUUUGCAUAGUGAAAAUUUCUCUCCCACAAUGUGUAGUUUUACUAUUUGGUUAAGUAGUGCCUGGAACAAAAAAUAAAUAAAUAAACUAAUUUUUUAAAAGCAGAAUCAAUUCAACAACAUUUAUUAAAGUUAAACAUUUUUAUUUACAAAGAUUGACUGUGAUGAUAACAUUUUGUAAAUUAGGUAAAUCCACCCCUUAUGACCUACUUCACAACCUACGUAUCCUUGGGUAAGCAUUGAAGAUGAUGGACCUUGCACAAGUGGCCAGUUUUUCUGUAUUGAGGGAUAAAUUGGGGCUCUUAUCACAGGAGAAAAGGAAUUUUGGAACUUGAAAACACUGUUUCUGUUUUAUUCACAAUACGGAGGACAGUAGUUCUCAGAACUCUAGUUUUAAAAAGUAGUAACAGAAAGUUCUGAUACCUUCUCAUUAAUAUGUAGAGAAAUGACUAUACUCGCACAUGUUUUAAAGUCAUUCUUUAUUGAUGAAAACUCACAAUUUAAACAUUUUUUAACAUAACUGCUAGUUUUUGUGUCCACAUAUUUUGUACAAAGAGAGCUAAUGUGUUAAUUUAGAAUACUGAUGCUUUUAGUUUGGUUAUCAUAAAUUACCCUUUUUUUAAAAAAUUGAAAUGAGUUCAUUUGUGCUGCUUUCUCAGAUUAUCAGAAAUUUUAUGUAACAGAGAGCACUUGGUUGUUGUCUUUCCUUUACUACCCACACACCAAAGAAAACACGGAUUUAUUUUCUUUAGGACCCAUAGCCACAGACAGAAGAGAUAGUAGACACUUGCAAUAUGUUCUAGGAUUUUUAAAAAAAUCUAUUUUCUAUUUAUAUGUAGUUGUUUAAGCUCCACUGGCUAGCUAAGAAUUGAAUUGCUGCUGGCCUCACUGCUCGUGUUUUGAAAUUCAAGUCAUUUUUUGUUAGUAGUGGGUUCUGCUAGUUUGUGCACUAGCUAAAAGGCCCCUUAAUUAGGUGGUCACGCUGGUGGUUUCUUCCACUGCAAGAGUCAUUUUUCAGUGAUAUAAUCGAUGGCAAGUGCUCCCAAGGAGAGCCAUCCCACUUGUCAGUUUCUAGAAAUCUUUAUGCUUUGAAGAUGCUAUUUUUGCUCAGUGAGACUUCAGAAAUUCAAAGUUUAUCCUUCAGAACACUGAGAUUUUUUUUUUCUCCAUCAUGGGGAAAGCAAAUUUAAAAUAUUCUCAGAACAAGAGAUUUUUUUUUUUCCAAUGAGAUUGUCUUGUCAUUCUCUCCAUGACAAUCUGUUGAGGAGACUGGUAAGGAAAAGCCUUUAUUGACAAAUGUAUAUGUAGUUUUUAGAUUUUUAAUACACAAGGAAAAAAAAUCCCAUGAAAAUACCUAACUGACAUCAUUGUCUUUUCAGUUUUCUGGUGUGGUUAGGCCAAGAUGCCUCAGAAUUAAUUUUGAGGUUUGCUCUUCCCAUUUCCGUUCUUUUCAGGGGCUAAGGGGGGGAUAUAUAUAUAUAUAAUAGUGGUAUUUUGCCUCCAAACAAGAGGAUGAGAUGCAUGAUUUUUUUCCUAAUGUCGAUGUUACUAACACUUGGUAGAAAAACCCAGGGUGUGCUAUAAUUCACUUCCGUCUAGGAGAUAAGUCUCAGUGACCUUUCUGAGACUGUCAUCCUAGGGAGUUUCUGGGUAUUUUUAUAUGGUUUAUGCCAGAACUCCGUGAUUUGGGGUCUGCUCUUUUUUUUUUCCCCCAUAGCAAAUGGCAAUGGUAGACUUACUUAAAAAAACAAACAAAAAGCCAAAGGACAUUUAAUCUUGUUAGAUGGGAAUCAGAAAGCUUCUGAACAGAAGGGAUGGACUAAAUUAGAACCAGUGGAGGAUCAGCUAGAACCAGUGGAGGAUCAGCUACUCGGUGGAGUUUGGAAAGGAAGUUGACUCUCCAUUGAGCCUACAGUGAGACCAUGAAUGAGAUAAGUAAGGCUGUAGGAAAAUGAUUGAUCUUAUACCCUUAGAGCAAUCAGCAAAAUUUUUAAAACUGAGGGUUUUUUGUUGUUACUGUUAACUAGAAGCACUUUACAUAGUUAGAGAUAAUCUGAUCCUUUGGUGUUCAUUGAGCACCUGCUUGUCAGGCUCUCACUUCUGAGAUUUUUUUUUUUAUUAUUAUUUUGCAUUGGAUCCCCACAUAAGCAUUCUCUUAAUUACACAUUUUAACCACUGGUUUUUUUUUUUCCCCUACCCUUCUUCUUGCUUCUCUAAAUCUUGUCUUAUGAGGUGCAAAAAAAUUUGUAAACAGUUUAUUAAAAAUUGAAGCUGGUAUUUUUUAAAAUGAAAAGCCAUAGAACUUGGUAUGUGUCAUGUUUUCCAUUUUAAAAUCAUUUAUUGAAACAAUGUAAUAGUAAAAUCCACAGACACCAAAAAGGUUGUUUGAAAUGGGCUGUGUUUGAGAAAUUUUUUUGUAAUAGAAUAUAUAAUUUUUAAAAUGUUUUGCACAUGUGUAAGUUAACAGGGAAUAAAAAUGGAGUGUCAAUAUUGAGUGUGAUUGACUGGUUCAUUUAGAGGUGAUUAUGAGAAAAGAACACUAAAUGACUUUUUGCUAAAAACCCCAAAAAAGUAAUGAAAGCUCUUUUACAGUAUCAUAAUAUAGGAAUUACCGUUUACUUUGCAACUUCCAAACUAAUUACAACUAAGCACAAAGUUUUCUAAA